AAGACAAGAUUCCGAGCAUAAUUCAGACCCACUAAUGAUAAAACCGAGACUUAUUGAAAACAAACUAAUGUACUUAAGACUGGCAUAUCUUGGCCUAAACAUAACUAUUUGUCUAACACUUUGUUAUUCUUAAUGUUUAAAUUUUAAAAAAUGAUAAAUAUAACUCUUUAUUCGUAAGUCUAAUAUCCAAGCUUUCGCCUGCCUUUUUAACACAAACCACCCUUGUUGAGUGAAGCCCUCAAUUUCCGGCGAUAUGCCUCGUUGAUUCUAUUCAAAUCUUUGGCGAAAUUUGAAACCACCUAGUGAUGAUGUAAACAGGGAGACCGACUUAAUGUUUAAAUCUGAAAGAGUCAUGAGCGCUUUAGAAGUUGUUAACUGUAGUGGCUGUAAGUUCCCGAUUAAAAAGGAUGCUCAUACAGCGUUGGGGCUAAAAUGGCAUCGGAAUUGUUUUAGAUGUUCAGAAUGCCUCAGCACUAUUCCGCUUCAUUAUAUGCCGCGAGAUAAUGUCCUGUAUUGCAAGAAAGAUUAUAUCCUGAAGUUUGGUGAACAUUGUCAAAGAUGUACAAAACAAAUCACUGGACCAGUCAUGGUAGCUGGAGAGCAAAAGUAUCAUACUGAAUGCUUCGUAUGUACAAAGUGUUUGAAGUUUAUUGGCUAUGGAGAUGAAUAUAUGUUAGUUGAAAGACACAACUUAUAUUGCAAUGAUUGUUAUAAGAACUCGAUAUUACCAGCAAUAAGUACGCCAGUCAGUAAACUAGGACGCUGUCAUACCAUCCAGCAUAUCAACCUGGCACCAACACCUGUUGGAAGACGUAAAUUUUCCGUUCUUAUCGAGAAGGCGAGCAGCAUCAAUAAACUGUUACAUUCUGCGAAUGCGGACUUUUCUCGAGAUGGUGAAAGACGAAGCUUCAUUGCAAUCGAAAAUGUUGACGCAAGCAGUGAGUUAAAAGCGAGAGGAGUUCAAAGCGGAGAUAAAGUACUUGAAGUCAAUGACAUCAUGGUUACUGAUGCCACUGUCGACAAGCUCUCUCAUAUCAUUUCAAACCCUCAACGAGUGCAGACUCUUACCAUCGAACGAAACACCGGCAAUCCGCCUCCGCCGUUGGAGUUGAAACCAACCAAACCAGAAAGUAUAAAAUCAUUAUUACCUCGAUCACCACUGGCAAAACAAGCCUCUCUGGAUCUCAUUGCCAGUCCAAAUUAUGACCAAAAGUUCAAGAAACAAAGUAUGCCCUGGGAAGAAAACGGUUUUAAGGAAGAUGCGAAUUCCACGGAUAGAAAAACUCGCAAGAAACCAGAACGAGCGAAUUCUUUACCUCGAAGUAAUUCAGUAGACACCAAUAAUGUGAUGAAAUGUAACUCUCCUCUUCAUCGCUCACAGUCUAUGAAGAUGGAAGCAGGACAGGUAUUUCGUCUGUCAGAUCUUAUUGUUGGGGAGGUUAUUGGCAAAGGCUUCUUUGGCCAAGUCAGCAAGGUGAUUCAUCGUGGAACAGGAAAAGUCAUGGUCCUUAAGGAAUUGAUAAGAUGCGAUGUCACUGCUCAAAAACAGUUUAUUAAGGAGGUUACUUUGCUAAAAACUCUGGAUCAUCCAAAUGUCCUAAAGUUUAUUGGUAUUUUAUACAAGAACAAAGUACUGAGCUUUAUUGCAGAAUAUAUACCAGGAGGUACAUUGAGAGGAAUUUUGAAGGACCAGACACGUGACUUGUCCUGGUCUCAAAGAGUGAAAUUCGCUAAAGAUAUCGCGCUUGGGAUGGAUUAUCUUCAUAAAAUGAACGUCAUUCAUCGAGAUCUUAAAUCCAAAAAUUGUCUGGCCAGAAAAGACGAGGGUAUGACAAUUGUUGUGGCAGAUUUUGGUCUGGCGGGAAUUCUGAGCAUCAAUGAAGAGCAUUCAAAUGGUCAGGAUCGGAAUAACAACGGAAAUAAAGGUUUACAUUCAAAUCUUUUAUCAACACGUCCUCCGCCACCGAAGAAAAGAACAACUGUAGUUGGUUCACCUUACUGGAUGGCUCCUGAGAUGUUGAACGGAAACGCUUAUGAUGAACGUGUGGACGUCUUUUCAUUUGGAAUAAUCGUUUGUGAGAUUAUAAGUAGAGUAAAAGCAAGUCCAGAUUUUAUUCCUCGUACGAAAAAAUUUGGUUUGGACGAGCCUUCGUUUGAAGAGAAGUUUUGUGAGAGCUGUCCUAAACCAUUUUAUCAAAUUGCUUGUUUAUGUUGUGAUCUUGAUCCAACUUCAAGGCCAACUUUUUCUUCGCUCAGUCAUUGGCUCGAGGCUCUUUUAGUUCAUCUGGAGGUCGGUAUGCCUUUACCAAGUGACGUUUCAUAUUCACUGCUUCCAAGAAACCUGAAGUCUUCAGUCAUCACAGACGCGAAAGAGACUCAGCUAUCACGGUGAAAUAUUAUAUUAUUAUUUCAGUUAUUGUGUUAUGGGAAGAAAAGAAUACUUUAACUUUGUUAAAUACUGGUUCAUAACCAUAUCUGCCAUACAGUAGCGCCAGUAAAAACUGGGACAUUUUAAACUCCUUUAUAUGUGUUAAUGAAUAGUAUUCGGACGGUAAGAACAUCAGAUAUCCUUCAUAUAUAUUAAUUUAAAUUGUACAUAUAUUUGUAUAUAUCUAAGACUAAUUAGCUGGCCAAUUCAACCAGGCUAUUCUGAUGCAAGAGUUGAAUUGUGUAGGUUUUUAUUUUAACAUAGAAAAUCGUGGUAUGGUAGUGAUAUAAGACUGUUUAAAUACUAAUAAAAUUCUCUACCUGCCGGUCAGGGAGGAACGUAAAAUAUGUUUGCUUUGAAACGCAUUCAAAGGAAAGAUUGUCAACUAAUAAACAUUGCUUCACAUGCAGCCAUGUUUCCCAAAGAUUCAUGAACAGACCAUUGGUCCCUAUCAUGUUUCCCAGAAGUAGACAAACGAGAAAAUGUUGUUUUCAAGCCAUGUAUCUCGAAGGUUGAUUGAUAACCAGGCAUGAAACAUUGUUUCCUAGCCGUGUUUCCUAAGGAAACGUAUUUUAUUUGAAAAGAUGUAAGGAACCUUGUAUAUUUCGUGGUCGUUUUCCAGUUUUCCCGGGUAUUUUGAUCUCAAAAGUUGCUGCAGGUGGUACAUGUUGUGAUAAAUGACAACCCGUACGACAGGACGUCAUGCAUGCGAAAUGAUAUCUUCAGUAAUUUAUGAAAUACCUUUGCGUUUUAUUAAUGUUUUUGUGAUUUUUCCUUCAAAAAUGUAUGUAUUAGCGUCCUCGUUUGUUUGAGAAUGCCAGUAUUUGUACGAAUAUGUCAUAGAGAAGUGUUGGUAUUACGGAUGACUAAGGAUUUUCUGUACGUCAGGAUACAGGAUCACGGUGAAAGAACAUUACCUUGAAUCAAGAUGAGUGAAUCAAAAGCAAUUACGAAAAUUUUUUAUCUAUUUUUGUUUGUCUCAUUCUCCAGCGGGUUUGCCAUAAUAUGUUUUACAGAUUUACGAACAUCUCCAGCAGGAAAAAUCAUGCAGUUCAAAGCCAGAGUUUAUCCAUACAGAUGGCAGUUGCGAACGGGUCUACUUUUAUUGCUGUUACUUCUGACUGUCAUGGCAUUUGUUGCUGCAGUUAAAGAAAUACACAGACUAAAUAUCGUGCUAGUUGCUUUCGUAUUUAUUGUACUGAUUGUGGAAAUAUCUCUGGCAGGAAAAUGGUUAACUUGGCGUAAUGAACAAACUGAGAUUACGAAAGAACAAGGAGAUGGUAAUACAAUGUUACAACAGUAUGGUAUAAACCCGGAAACUACAAAGAUUAUGGAUUAUGUUCAAGCCUCGUACUCAUGCUGUGGUGUGACAGAUUAUCGUGAUUGGGCAAACACGAACUGGGCAGCGCAAGUUCAAAAAAUGAAUGCCGUCCCUACGUCGUGUUGCAAAAUGCCUGGACCAGGUUGUGGUGAUGAUCUAGACAUUAAAGAUCCAUUUGAAAACAUUUUUGUGCAAGGUUGUACAACACUUUUAUACUUCAGUAAAACUAGUGUUCAUGAUCAUGGAGGAGUUGGAAUGGCCGUUCUCUUCCUUCAUCUUUGUUCUGUGGUUGCUUGUGUUGUAUUAGCGUGUGCGUUUACCUGUACCAGCGGUCUUACUCCCCUCCAGGCUCUUGCCGGCGAGGAACCAGAAAAGAAACCUGUUGGUGGCGGAGGUAAAACAGGUAGCCCGAGCAGAAGCCCUAAAAAGCAGGCAAAGUCUGGAAAUAAGAAAAGAAGUGGGGACGAGUUAGAUUUCGAAGAAGAGAACAAAGCUCCAAAAGGAGCAAAAAAUUUAUUGAUCGAUAAAUCAGAACUUGAGAAUGACUUGGAAACAUUGGAUACAAGUGAACCAUAGAUGAUAUGUGGUGUCUUGCUUUGGGGAUAUCCGCUUCAAAUAUACGAUUGAGCGUACUGUUUUCCUUUGAGAAGUUUUUUUUAAUUAGGGCGGGUAACUUUAGUCUUUAAACAUCGUGUUUUCUCGUGUGCUGGAUGCAUUGACAAUAUCCGAGACAUCUCAAAUGUACGAUUUGCCUUCGACAGACGAGAAGUACGAUGUUUACGAUAAUAUAAAGUGGAGUGAAGUACUUCAUUUCAGUUUAUAGCACAUCAAUUUAUUACCAUCUGUACACUUGUAAAAUACUUUAUACACUCGUACAAACUAUAUUAUAGGCAGGGGUCGGUCUUUUAACGAGCUCCAGGCAUGAAAA
Messenger RNA from Dendronephthya gigantea, 4677 nucleotides. Its product is annotated as LIM domain kinase 1-like. The coding region runs from base 332 to 2392 and encodes 686 amino acids. The transcript has 21 exons. Gene Ontology annotation, molecular function: protein binding; ATP binding; protein serine/threonine kinase activity. The record is from RefSeq and is a predicted model, not a curated record. Lineage: Eukaryota; Metazoa; Cnidaria; Anthozoa; Malacalcyonacea; Nephtheidae. Gene Ontology annotation, cellular component: nucleus; cytoplasm. Gene Ontology annotation, biological process: protein phosphorylation; actin cytoskeleton organization.